AUGUCUCGCAACCAGUGUCCAUGCUGUUCCCUCAGCUUCCAGUUUAGUGUGUAUAGUUUACUGGUGGUGAACGCCAGAGACUCUGAGAUAGAACGACUCAAUAACUUGCUGUCUGACGGUCGACCCAUCAUGUCUCGCAACCAGUGUCCAUGCUGUUCCCCUCAGCUGCUGGACUGCAGACUACUGGCCAAGAACAAGGAGCUCUGUGACCAACUGGAAGAAAGUAAGCAAAAGCAACACGAGGCAAUGGUAAAAGCUGUUGAACUUGCAGAGCGCAACCAACUGUUAGAAAAUCGUAAUAUUACUUCUGCUCGUAGCAACACCAGCCAAGGCAGCAAGCGCUGCUGUUGUGCCGAGAACUCCAAUAAAAUAUGCAAGCUGCAGGAGAAACUAGAAGAGAGAAUCCUGCAAGUGGAGAAACUGGAGCAGGAGUUGAGUGAGUUACGCAAAGCUCACUCGGACCUUCGCUCGGACAAGAUGAGUGUUGACAAAAUAUUGGAGAUCACUUUGGAGGAUAAAAAGAAGAUGAAUGAUCGAGUCAAUGAACUCACUAUGAUUGAGCAUGAUUUAAUGCUGGAAAUUGAGAGGCUAAAACGAACCAACGCUACACAGAAGAGUCAGUUAGCGGAACUUGAGGCACAGGUGCAGAUGCCUGGGCCAACCAACACUGGCGGCCGUGCCAAGACAGCUAAACCUACAUAUGGUGGAACAUCACGGACACAAGAUGUCCGCAGACCAGCUCAGCCAGUACACAAGAAGGUGACCAUCAGUAAACCCACACCUGUACCUCCCAAACCUUCGAGAGUUCCACCCAAGAAGCCGAGCGCUCGAGUCCCCGAGACUACAACGGACACUUCUACUCUGUCGUCUAGUGGACCUGCCAGAGCUGUCCCUCCCCCCUCUAUCUCCACCUCGCCCUCUCCUCCCCCCGACCUGAGAGAUCAGCUGACCCGGGAGAGGAGACAGUUCCAACAACAGCUGGAGGACUUGGAGCGUCAACAGGCAGAACACUGUGCCAAGUUUCAUCCCCCAGCGUGUCCUCGGUCUACCAGGGGUGAAUCUGCGAAUGAAGCAGACGGACAGUGGCUGCUACUAGAACGAGUGCAAGCUGAGAGAGAUUACUAUCACAAAGAGUUCUCCAGACUUAGAGAUCAGCUGUGCAACAUACCUGACCAUUCAGCUGAGUUGCAGGCCAGCACUGGACCAUCCUCCCCACAUCAGAAGCUAGAGAGGUUGUUGACAGAGAGGGACUACUACCACAAGGAGAUGUGUCGUUUGCUAGACAUCCUAAACAAGACACAGUCUAGUCAGUCAGCUAUAAGCCAGCACUGGACCAUCCUCCCCACAUCAGAAGCUAGAGCGGUUGUUGACAGAGAGGGACUACUACCACAAGGAGAUGUGUCGUCUGCUAGACAUCCUAAACAAGACACAGUCAAAUCAGCCAGCACUGAACCAUCCUCUUCACAUCAGAAGCUAGAGACGUUGUUGACAGAGAGGGACUACUACCACAAGUUGCAGGCCAGCACUGGACCAUCCUCCCCACAUCAGAAGCUAGAGAGGUUGUUGACAGAGAGGGACUACUACCACAAGGAGAUGUGUCGUCUGCUAGACAUCCUAAACAAGACACGGUCUAGUCAGUCAGCUAUAAUUGCAGGCCAGCACUGGACCAUCCUCCCCACAUCAGAAGCUAGAGAGGUUGUUGACAGAGAGGGACUACUACCACAAGGAGAUGUGUCGUCUGCUAGACAUCCUAAACAAGACACAGUCAAAUCAGCCAGCACUGAACCAUCCUCUUCACAUCAGAAGCUAGAGAGGUUUUUGACAGAGAGGGACAACUACCACAAGGAGAUGUGUCGUCUGCUAGACAUCCUAAACAAGACACAGUCUAGUCAGUCAGCUAUAAGUAUGAAACUCUAA
Messenger RNA from Macrosteles quadrilineatus (aster leafhopper), 1917 nucleotides. RefSeq names its product centrosomal protein of 135 kDa-like. The transcript is spliced from 13 exons. The coding region runs from base 1 to 1917 and encodes 638 amino acids. NCBI's taxonomy places the organism in Eukaryota, Metazoa, Arthropoda, Insecta, Hemiptera, Cicadellidae. The record is from RefSeq and is a predicted model, not a curated record.